Clonostachys rhizophaga is the source of this 606-nucleotide messenger RNA. Lineage: Eukaryota; Fungi; Ascomycota; Sordariomycetes; Hypocreales; Bionectriaceae. The record is from the annotation of a GenBank genome assembly.
AUGCCGCCGGCCGGUCCUCACACAUCGACUCCUCCUCCACCGCACCCACAGCAGCAGCGUCAACUAAGACGCAGCCUGCGCACCGUACCCUCCGAUAUGUUCUCGCCCGUCUCCUCAGGCCCUUCCUCCCCGCCGCCGCCGGUACCACGCCGUCCAAGCAGCGCCAACCCCGUCCGCGAAGAGCAGCAGCAUUACCCCCCGUCCUCUUCCACUGCCUCCUCGUCAGCAAACGACGACGACGACGGACCCCACAGAGCCUCCCUCUCCGUCCAGCCCCUCGCCGUCUCGCGGCCUCGCCCGGACUCCACGAUCCUCCCCGGCUCGGACGGGGGCGACCCCUUCCUCCUGGACCCGCGACACUUCACCGCCGUCGUCCGCCGCGGCGACACCGUCCAGUACUGGCUGCCCGUCGAGCUGGUCAUCAGGGGCCAGCCGGGGCGGAGGUGCGUUCCGGAGGGUCACUGGGAGCGCCUCGUGGACCUGGCCGAGGACGUGAGCGUCUGCGCCAGCACCGGCGGGAAUGUGCAGCUCGUGACCGCCUGGUGCCAUGCCAGGGAGCUAGCUAGGAACGGGGAGCAUGCGAACUACGAGACUGCUCGGGACUGA